Messenger RNA from Daphnia pulex (common water flea), 2635 nucleotides. RefSeq names its product putative FERM domain-containing protein FRMD8P1 (gene Bili). The transcript has 10 exons. Gene Ontology annotation, cellular component: cytoskeleton; plasma membrane. The coding region runs from base 180 to 1880 and encodes 566 amino acids. Gene Ontology annotation, biological process: negative regulation of canonical Wnt signaling pathway. The record is from RefSeq and is a predicted model, not a curated record. NCBI's taxonomy places the organism in Eukaryota, Metazoa, Arthropoda, Branchiopoda, Diplostraca, Daphniidae.
UGAAUUCCAUUGCCCCACUAAAAGUCAAUAUCGGUUUUGACAGUUUUGGCUCUUGCCUGUCAAAUCUAGUUCAAUGAAUCCGUUUUUCAAUGCAUUUAAAAAUCAACGUUACCUUUAGAUAUCUUCGAUGAGUUUCGUGCAUGUAACGAAACUUUCGUUCUUAGUCCACCUCGUCUAUCAUGGACAAUCGAGGUUUAGUUGGUAAUCACACCAAACUACAUAACUCUUCAACCGACUUUGAUUCUGUACACUCUAACGACGUGAUCAAAUUGAUGGCCAUCAGUGGAUACAAUAUAAAUGAAACUGCAUCAGGCUCUGAAAGUCCGAAAGAGUGUUAUGGAGAUUCACAGCACCACAGUUUUGUUAAAGUCAUUCCUGUGGAGUACACAAAGCAAAAGUUCCCAAGCAGUGCUUACAACACCCAGAAUAUUUCAAGCCAAGAAGACAUAAGGAACUAUCCUAUUUUGUUGAAUGAGAAAGAUCAGUCAGAAAUGUCUAGUAUUGCCUCUGUAUCAACUCUAUCAAGUCAUGUCAUGAAUCGUGCAAUGUCUGCAACUGGUGCGGCUAUGUCAGAUAAACUCUCUCCUCCCCGGAUUCCUAACGGUCAAUUGUGUGUUUUCCUGAGCAAUGGAACCUGUGUCUGUGUUGAUGUUGAACAUGGUGUCAACACCAACUCUGCAACAAUUUUGAAAACAUUGAUAGAGACUGAAGAAUUAAGGUUACCUCCAUUCGCUAUGAAUGUAUUUGCUUUGUGGAUGAUAUCACCAGAAUUAGAAGUGCAGCUGAAACCCCAUCACAAACCCAUCAAGAUUUACGCCGAAUGGGCGCAGCUAGUCAAGAAAUUUACCAAAUACGACGGAAAUUCAACGUUACCUGAGCCCACUCUGCAUUUAAGGCGGAACGCGUUCUACCACAGAAGUGAUGAAAUGCGACUACGAGACUCUGGGAUAAUUGAAUUGCUCUACUGCGAGGCUAAACACCAUGUUCUAGUCGGGCGUUAUCCUUGUGACCUCCCCGAAACCUUUCUCCUUGGUAGCCUUGUGGCCAGAAUCAAUUUGGGCAAUUUUAUUCCCCAACAACACACACCAAUGUUCUUCAGGAGCCGAUUGCGAGAUUACCUUCCAUCCUACGCGUGUGUCAAGUCAACCCCAUGGUCUCUAGUUUGGCCGCUGUCCAAAUUGCAGCGACCAGACAAAACUGCACCUGAAUCUUUGAUAGUCGAGCAGCUCAAAAAACUUCCUAACAACAUUCCCAGUCAGAGAUUGAUGCUGAAUUAUUUGAAACGCUGUUGGGCAAGACCCUAUUACGGGGCUGCGUUUUUCUGCGGUCAAAUCGAAGAACGGCGCACCUCUCGAAUGUCGUCAUGGUUCACCUCGGGUGACCUCGAAAUCCAGGUGGCCGUCAGCUCGGUGGGAGUGUAUUUGAUUGAACCGCACGAAGGGACUGUCCUACUCGGUUUAAAGUAUGGCGAAUUCAUUUGGGAUUGCGCAUUGCCGUAUCGCCUGGACGAUCCAGAUUGCUUUCCCUGCAUUUUUCUCCAGUUUGCCUCUCCGCCGUCCAGCCCUCGCGAUGGCAAUGACACUUGCGUCAUUCAGAUAUUUUCGAAGCAGGCCGUCAUGGUGAACGCUUUGAUAGCCUACUACACCAACAGGCAGAGGAGGAAUUCGACCGCGGCUGCCAACGCUUCCAGCGACGAAAUUGAUGGAGGUAUCCAUGGAGAACAGGAUCUAGACGAUGUUAUGGCCCCGCUAACCAACCCGGCGCAAACCGGGUUACUUGACUCGUGUCUGACCAACAAGCUUCAUCGGCUCUCGUUGGCAACUUUUGAUGACGAAGGACGCUGCCUUAUAUCGACGGGGUCCUUGGCGGUAAUCAGGUAAUCUGUCAACAGCUCUCGUUUCAUCGACGGUGAUGGUGGCCCGAGCAUUUUGAUGUUCAAUUUUUAUUUGGCUCGAUUCUCCACUCGUUAUUCUCCCCCCACCCAGUUAUAAUCCCAUCACACAUGGAAGAAAAAACCCAACACAUUUUGAACGUCGAUAAGCCUGGAUUUUCCCUAUUGGUUUAUUCGGUUCUGAUCUCUUUUCAGUAAACACACACACACACACAGACGUAUAUAGAUAUUUUCCAAAGAAGAACAAGAAUAAUAUGUACAGCACGAUGCAUUGAAACUCCCCACUAUUCCGUCUCGCCACACUAAAGAAUUGGAAAUAUUCCCGUUUUUAAUUGAUCGAUUCAUUUGAUUUUGAAAGUCCGUUUUAUAAUUUCUCUGUCGACCCGCGCUGUUAAAGGAUGUCCUGUAAACUUUGAAUAUUUUCAAUUAGAUGUGCUAUGGUAUGCAUUAUUAUUAUUAAUAUUAUUAUUACCCAAUAUAAUUCUAUUUAUGACGUGUGUGACCAACAUCACCAGGAACGUAUUGAUCUCAACUAUGAUGAAACAGUAAAAACCCUCCCCUGCCCCAAUUUUAACACAGGGAUACUAAGACAAGGAUAAGAAGAAGAAACAAAAGUUCUAAAAGGAAAACAAAAAAGCAAAUUGAAAAAGGAUGGAUGACAUUCAUUUUUUUGUAGAUGAUAUGACACUUAGUCUGUGCUUAUUCAUUUUUACUUAUCAUGGUCAUAAAUACACGACACUUCAA